AUGGGUCAAAAAUAUUCGACAGAAUUACAAAGUAAUCUAGCCAAUGAAUUUUAUCAAUUCUGCUCUAAUGGUAAUGUUAAUCGUGUUCGAGAAUAUUUGCCAUUAUUAUCAUAUAAUGAAAUUAAUUAUAUUAAUCCUAAUACAGGACAAACUUCAUUACAUGCUGCUUGUUUAAAUAAUCAUUUAGAAAUUGUUCGAUUGUUACUUGAAAAUAAUGUUUGUAAUCGUAUUAUUCGAAAUCAACAGAAUAGAAUAGCUUAUGAUGUAUCACCUUCAAAUGAGAUUCGCUCAUUAUUUCGUCGUUCUCAACAACCAAAUGAAACUAAUCGUUUUAUUGAUAUUUGUCCUAAUCGUUCAUCAUUUGGAUUAAUUACAAAUACGAGAUCUGAAACGAAUCGUCCAGAUGAUUGGGUUACAGGUUAUUUUUCAUCUGCUGAUGCACAAGAUGCUCAAUUAAUGAUGGCUUUAUCGCAUGCAAGUCCAAUUAUGAAAUUAUUAUUAUAUGCACGUACAGAAAGUGAAAGUAAAAUCAUUGUUCAACGAUUAAUUGAAACAUCUAUUCCAAUAACUCAUAAUCAAUAUCAACGUGCUCAUAUACUUUAUAAAGAGUUUUUAAAUAAAAAUUCUGUUAAAUCUUUAUUAACACUUUAUUCACUUCAAACACCAUUAUUCGGUACAUUACAAUCAAAUGCUGAUGCUUAUACUGUUCUCUUAUAUUUACAUCUAGAUGAACUUUCUGAUCUUGCAUAUCGUGGACGUUUAACUUAUCGAGGAAUGAUUAUGUCUUUUGAUGAUCUUCGUGCUUAUCAAUGGGCUCAUGAACAUGCAGCUGUUAUAGAAACACGUACAUUUCAAUCAACAUCUAAAGAUCGAGCAGUUGCUUUUGCAUUCUCUGAUCUACCUCCAGGUUAUAAUAAUCAAUUAUCAGUUAUUAUACGAUACAAGUUUAUUCAAAUAUGUCCAACAGCAAUUGAUAUUCAUAAUGAAUCACAUUUUACACCUGAAGAUGAAGUUCUUUUAUUACCAUUUACUCUUUUUCGAGUGACUUCAAUUAAAGAACGUAGUUCUGACGAAGUUUUACGAUAUGAAAUCACAAUGCAAAAUAUUCCUGUGACACCGAAUUCAUUAUGGGCAUCAUCAAGAUAA
Molecule: messenger RNA, 1146 nt
Organism: Adineta steineri
Lineage: Eukaryota; Metazoa; Rotifera; Eurotatoria; Adinetida; Adinetidae
Source: the annotation of a GenBank genome assembly